CCAAGGAUGCAGCGAGACAAAACCGGAAGCUCCGGCGGAGCCGAUAAGUCGGACAGGGAGACCGCCACCAUGUCUAAAUAUUAUGAUGGCGUUGAGUUCCCUUUCUGCGACGAAUUCUCCAAAUAUGAAAAAUUGGCUAAGAUCGGACAGGGUACCUUUGGGGAGGUGUUCAAAGCCAAACACCGGCAGACAGGGAAGAAAGUGGCAUUGAAGAAAGUUUUGAUGGAGAAUGAGAAAGAGGGGUUUCCCAUCACUGCGCUGCGAGAGAUAAAGAUUCUUCAAUUGCUCAAACAUGAGAACGUCGUCAAUCUCAUUGAGAUAUGCCGAACAAAAGCCACACAGUUUAACCGCUACAAAGGCAGCAUCUAUCUGGUGUUUGAUUUCUGUGAACAUGAUCUGGCUGGACUCCUGAGCAAUGCCAAUGUGAAAUUCACUCUGUCUGAGAUUAAGAAGGUCAUGCAGAUGUUACUGAAUGGGCUGUACUACAUUCACAGAAAUAAGAUUCUUCACCGAGAUAUGAAAGCUGCCAAUGUCCUGAUAACUCGAGACGGAGUUUUGAAACUGGCCGAUUUUGGACUAGCCCGAGCGUUCAGUUUAGCUAAAAACAGCCAGGGGAAUCGCUAUACCAACCGCGUCGUCACACUGUGGUACCGACCACCUGAGCUACUGCUGGGUGAGAGAGAUUACGGUCCACCCAUAGACCUGUGGGGAGCUGGUUGUAUUAUGGCUGAGAUGUGGACCAGGAGUCCUAUCAUGCAAGGAAACACAGAACAACAUCAGCUCACCCUCAUCAGCCAGCUGUGUGGAUCCAUCACUCCUGAGGUAUGGCCCGGUGUGGAUAAGAAAUACGAGCUCUACCAGAAGAUGGAGUUACCGAAAGGCCAGAAGAGGAAAGUGAAAGACAGACUGAAGGCGUAUGUUAAAGACCCUUAUGCCCUGGAUCUGAUCGAUAAACUCCUGGUUCUGGACCCGGCCCAGCGAACGGACAGUGACGAUGCUCUCAAUCACGACUUCUUCUGGUGUGACCCCAUGCCCUCUGACCUCAAAAACAUGCUCUCCACCCAUAACACCUCCAUGUUUGAGUACCUCGCUCCACCCCGCAGGAGGGGUCACAUGCCCCAGCAGCCAGCCAAUCAAAACAGAAACCCUGCCACCACCAGCCAGACUGAAUUUGACCGGGUUUUCUGAUUUGAAGGCUUUGUUUUUGACAGACUGUUAUUGAACAGAUGACUAGCACAUACAGACCUCUGAUUGGCUCAGGUGAAGACAUUCAAAUUUCGGAUGUUCGCCUCGGCUGGGGACCGUUUUGGACAAUUUAAAAAAAAAAAAGUGUUCUCAUAGUUUUACUAUUGUUUUCUCUGGGUAUUUGCGUUUCAGACCUGCGCGUGCAGUCGUUCACAGGUCCGGCAGAGAAGUAAAUAGUUUCACAGUUUAGUAGCUCAGAGCAAAUGGAUGCAUAUGUGUGAAAAGCAGAGAAGAAAAAAAUACUUGUGCUAAUGAUGAUGUAAAGAUGUUUCCAGAAGACAGAAGUGUAGGUAGGAAGUUAAGAGGUAUCAGAAAAUGAUUGUAUAAAUCUUGUAACAAAAACGUUUUGGUUUGAUCCAGAGAACUCUAUCUUUUUCUCGAUC
Molecule: messenger RNA, 1628 nt
Organism: Chanos chanos (milkfish)
Lineage: Eukaryota; Metazoa; Chordata; Actinopteri; Gonorynchiformes; Chanidae
Gene: cdk9
Product: cyclin-dependent kinase 9 (CDC2-related kinase)
Exons: 8
Coding region: 7-1188 (393 amino acids)
Biological process (GO): protein phosphorylation
Cellular component (GO): nucleus
Molecular function (GO): RNA polymerase II CTD heptapeptide repeat kinase activity; cyclin-dependent protein serine/threonine kinase activity; ATP binding
Source: RefSeq, a predicted model, not a curated record